Molecule: messenger RNA, 2137 nt
Organism: Thecamonas trahens ATCC 50062
Lineage: Eukaryota; Apusomonadida; Apusomonadidae
Exons: 3
Coding region: 1-2112 (703 amino acids)
Biological process (GO): protein deneddylation
Cellular component (GO): cytoplasm; COP9 signalosome
Molecular function (GO): pyrophosphatase activity; metallopeptidase activity; protein binding
Source: RefSeq, a predicted model, not a curated record
AUGGCGGCGUCGUCGGCAGCAGGGCAGCAGGCAACGGUGGGCGACGAGUCCUCGUCAGCGCUCAACAUUGUGCUCCACCCCGCGGUCAUUGUGUCCAUCACAGACCACUACACCCGGGCGCGGGCAAACACCAAGACGCCGCGUCCGCGGGUGGUGGGCGGCCUGGUGGGGACGCAGCGCGGGCGGACGAUCGAGAUGCACUCGGCGUACGAGCUGCUGGUCUCCGAGGACGCAGACGGCGGCCUGGUCUUCGACAUGGAGUUUCUGCGCAAGAAGCACCAGCUGAUCGUGGACGUCCAGGAGGAGUACCAGUUCCUGGGAUGGUACUCGACAGGAACCGCGCCCUCGGCAGCGGACCUUGCGGUGCAGACGCUGCUGCGCGAGGAGGGCAUCAACGAGUCGCCGCUGUACAUGGUGCUCGACCCGACGCCGCCGCCUGGUACUAAGGAGCUUCCGAUUGAUAUCUACGAGUCGGAGCUGCGGAUCAUCGAUGACUCGCCGACCUACCGCUUUGUCCACACCGCCUACUCAAUCUACUCGGGCGAGUCGGAGCGCAUUGCGGUCGACCACGUCGCCCACCUGUCGUCGGUUGCCACCGCCGAGUCGUCGUCGUCGGUGACAACUCAUGCCGGCGGCAUCGCCAACGCUGUCGAGAACCUCUCGGGCAGGCUGGCCAUCAUCCUUCGCUACCUCAAGGCAGUCCAAGCGGGAACUGCCGAGGCCGAUCCGCGCAUCCUGCGCAUGGUCAAGGCUGUCGUCCUCCAACUGCCUGUUGCCACCACCGGCGCAGGCACGGAGUUUGACCUCGAGUUUGUGGCCCAGUACAACGACACGCUGCUCACCACAUACCUCGCCACCCUCACCAAGGCCGCCUCGGCCGUCAACAACAUGGUCGACAAGUUCAACGUUGUCGCGACGAGCGAUCUGGAUGUGGCCGCUUUCCAGUCUGCUGUGACCGAGUGGCUGGAGACAGCGUGGACGGCGGUCGACGCGGCGACGGCGACGUCGGCGGUGCUCGUUGUCGGCAACGAGGCUGCAGACGUCGAUUCGGUCGUGUGUGCACUGGCGUGGGCUUAUACCUUGCGCAACAAAGCAAUCGAGGGCUGUGUUGUCCUCCCGGUCAUCGGUGUUCCGGCGGCCGAGCUCCCGCUCCGGACCGAGGUGACUGCACUCCUUGCGGCUACAUGCAUCGACGCGUCGCUCUUCGCGUAUCCAGACACGGUGCAGCAAGUGGUGGAUGCAGUUGGCCGUGAUGCGGUCACCAUUCAUCUUGUUGACCACAACGUGGUCCGGAUGCCGGCGCUGGUCUCGCUGGGUUCAGCGGUAAACGCCAUCAUCGACCACCACACCGACGAGGGCGCGCACGACGCAGCAGCACCGCGGCGGAUCGAGACGGUUGGCUCGUGUGCCACGCUUGUCACCGAAAUGAUCGAGGCUGGUAACUUGCCGCCUCCGUUGGCCUUUAUGCUCCUUGCUACCGUCCUUGUCGACACCGUCAAUCUGGCGCCGGAGGCAGGCAAGGUCACCUCAGCCGACGAGGCUGCGACACGGAGCCUGUGCCAGGCAAUCGCGCCUUGUGGAGGUGGAGACGACCACGUUGCGCUUGUGAACACGCUGUUUGAACAGAUGCAGGCCGCCAAGUUCGAUGUCUCGGCGCUCUCGUGCGCCCAGCUCCUCGCCCGCGAUGCCAAGUACUAUACCACGCCUGCCGGGCUCGGCUACGCCAUCCCAGGUGUCUUUCUCAACGGUGCCGAGUUUGUCGUCCGAGCCGGCGGUGCGACGGAGCUUGCAAUCGCUCUGAGCGACUACGCUGCGGCCAAGCACGCACACUUUGUCGUCGUCAUGCUCACCCAGCCGUCGGAUAGCGGCGUUUCACGCGAGAUGAUCGUCUACGUGCCGGCUUCGACUCCCGACGCGAGCACGCUCCUGAAUCGCUUGGUAGACUUUCUCGUCUCUGUCAACAACAGUGAGCUGCAGCUACAGACGACUGCAGCGUGCAGUGACGCCGGCUCAACCGAUGCCGGCGUCAUUGUGCACUUGGCCCAGGGCAACGCCACGGCCUCCCGCAAGCGCAUCGCGCCGCUCCUUGUCGAGUUUACCGCCUCAAUGUAGUGUACAAAGCCCCGUGAAAGCAUCA